This is a messenger RNA of Oppiella nova, 256 nucleotides long. Lineage: Eukaryota; Metazoa; Arthropoda; Arachnida; Sarcoptiformes; Oppiidae. The record is from the annotation of a GenBank genome assembly.
ACAAAACUAACGAAAUAUAUGAUUAUAUUUGCAAACGUGAACAGAGGUGCGCGGUUUGGGUAACUUCAAGCUGGUCCAGGAGGCCCACGAACAGGCCCAACAGGCGGUGCUCGAGUACACCAUCAACUGUUACCCGCAAAUAAAUGACAAAUUCGGUCAACUCAUGGCUCUGGUGCCGGACUUGAGGGCACUUACCUUAAGGGGCGAAGAGUUUCUCUACUAUAAGCAUAUGGGCGGCAGUGCGCCCACACAGACC